AUGAAUACGCAUAUUCCAUUAGGUACUGAUCCCACCAAUAAAGAACUAGAUAUCUUGUGCAUCAAUUUCAAUCAAGAUCAAGGCUGUUUUGCAGUUGGUCAUCAGAAUGGCUUUCUCGUCUACAAUACGAAUCCUAUAGAUCUAAGAGUUAAGAGGAAUUUCAAUUUAUCAGGUGGUAAAAAUGGCGGGGGUUCUGGGAUUGGACAUAUAACCAUGUUACAUAGAACGAAUUAUCUUGCAUUAGUAGGUGGCGGAAAAAAUCCGAAGUUCGCUAGCAACAAACUUGUAAUAUGGGAUGACUUAAAAAGAAAGGAUAGUUUAACCUUAGAGUUUACUAGCCCGGUGUUGAAUGUUUUACUAUCUAGGAUCCGAAUUAUUGUGGUAUUGAAGAAUCAGGUCUUGGUUUAUGGUUUUUCUUCGCCUCCUAAAAAAUUCGCUUCUUAUGAAACAGUGGAUAAUGAAUAUGGCUUAGCUGAUUUAUCUGUCAACUCAUCAUCAAUAUCAUCACAAAGCUUAAAUUCCUCAUCAUCUUCAGUAUCCUCAUCUAGUUUCUCAUCAAGUGAUGGCACAAAGUAUCAAACAUUAGCAUUUCCUGGAAGAUCGAUUGGACAAAUUCAAUUGGUUGAUGUAUCUCCUCAGGGCCAGGAAAAAAAUUUGGUUAGUAUUAUCAAAUCACACAAGUCCAAAAUUAGAUGCCUUGCUCUCAACAGGUCAGGUACUCUUAUCGCAUCGGCAUCUGAAACUGGAACUAUUAUAAGAAUUCAUUCUACGCACAAUACUGCAUUACUAUAUGAAUUUAGAAGAGGCUUGGAUAGAGCUAUUGUUACUUCAAUGAAGUUCUCUCAUGACGACUCGAAACUUGCUGUUUUGUCUGACAAGAGCACCUUACAUAUAUUUAAUAUACCUCCAAUAAGCGAAGGUCCAGAAACUAUCCCGAAGAGUGCUGAUUCUACCCCAGUUAAUAGACAACACUUGUUGAAAAGAAUAUCUAUUCCAAUUCCGAUCCCAAAUUACUUCAAAUCUACUUGGUCAUUCUGCUCAGUGAACACGAACAAACAUCAUUUGGAUAGUGCAGAAGACUAUUGUUUAAAUGAUGUGGGCGUUUUAGGUUGGUCUGGCAACGACAGUGUCAUUAUUAUUUGGAAGGAGAAGAAGUUAUGGGAAAAGUAUGUUAUAGUGGAAACAAAUAAUACAAAAGAUAUGGACAUACCAGUGGAGUCUCGUUUAACACUGGGUCUGCAUUGGGAUAUUGUCAGGGUUAGUUGGAAAAGCCUUAAAAGCGUUCAAGACUAA
This is a messenger RNA of Priceomyces carsonii, 1293 nucleotides long. RefSeq lists its product as uncharacterized. The record is from RefSeq and is a predicted model, not a curated record. Gene Ontology annotation, cellular component: extrinsic component of membrane; cytosol; phagophore assembly site membrane. The coding region runs from base 1 to 1293 and encodes 430 amino acids. The transcript has a single exon. Gene Ontology annotation, molecular function: protein binding; phosphatidylinositol-3,5-bisphosphate binding; phosphatidylinositol-3-phosphate binding. NCBI's taxonomy places the organism in Eukaryota, Fungi, Ascomycota, Pichiomycetes, Serinales, Debaryomycetaceae. Gene Ontology annotation, biological process: nucleophagy; protein lipidation; protein localization to phagophore assembly site.